Messenger RNA from Myotis lucifugus (little brown bat), 1594 nucleotides. Its product is annotated as proprotein convertase subtilisin/kexin type 6-like. Lineage: Eukaryota; Metazoa; Chordata; Mammalia; Chiroptera; Vespertilionidae. Gene Ontology annotation, cellular component: membrane; cell surface. The transcript has 12 exons. Gene Ontology annotation, biological process: peptide hormone processing. Gene Ontology annotation, molecular function: serine-type endopeptidase activity. The record is from RefSeq and is a predicted model, not a curated record. The coding region runs from base 134 to 1594 and encodes 486 amino acids.
AAAAAGCGAAGAAAACCAAAAUGAUGCCGGACAAGCUCCCCAGCUGUUUGGGGCUCCCCCGGCCGCGUCCCUGCUCCCGGCCCAGUGUCUGGGGGACACGCACACCCAGCCCUCUGUGCUUCCAGGCAUCCGCAUGCUGGACGGAGACGUGACCGACGUGGUGGAGGCCAAGUCGCUGGGCGUCCGGCCCAACUACAUCGACAUUUACAGCGCGAGCUGGGGGCCCGACGACGACGGGAAGACGGUGGACGGGCCCGGCCGGCUGGCCAAGCAGGCCUUCGAGUACGGCAUUAAAAAGGGCCGGCAGGGCUUGGGCUCCAUCUUCGUCUGGGCCUCGGGGAACGGCGGGAGAGAGGGGGACUACUGCUCCUGUGACGGCUACACCAACAGCAUCUACACCAUCUCCGUGAGCAGCACCACGGAGAACGGCUACAAGCCCUGGUACCUGGAGGAGUGCCCGUCCACGCUGGCCACCACCUACAGCAGCGGCGCCUUCUACGAGCGGAAGAUCGUCACCACGGACCUGCGCCAGCGCUGCACGGACGGGCACACGGGCACCUCGGUCUCGGCCCCCAUGGUGGCGGGGAUUAUCGCCCUGGCGUUGGAAGCAAACAGCCAGCUCACCUGGCGCGACGUGCAGCACCUGCUGGUGAAGACUUCCCGGCCAGCCCACCUGAAGGCGAACGACUGGAAGGUCAACGGGGCCGGCCACAAAGUCAGCCAUCUGUACGGGUUCGGCCUGGUGGACGCGGAAGCCCUGGUCCUGGAGGCGAAGAAGUGGACGGCGGUGCCCUCGCAACACACCUGCGUCGCCUUCACCGACAAGAGGCCCAGGCUGCUGGACCACUCCAACGAAGGGUUUUCCAACUGGGAGUUCAUGACGGUGCACAGCUGGGGAGAGAAGGCCGAGGGGGAGUGGACGCUGGAGAUCCAGGACAUGCCGUCGCAGGUCCGCAACCCGGGGAGGCAAGGGAAACUGAAGGAGUGGAGCCUCGUCCUGUACGGCACGGCCGAGCACCCCUACCACACCUUCAGCUCGCACCAGGCCCGCGCCCGCAUGCUGGAGCUGUCCACGCCCGCGCUGGAGCCGCCCAAGGCCGCCCGGCCGCCCGCCCCGGCCGAGGGCCCGGAGGAGGAGGAGGACUACACAGCUCGGUCCUCCCAGGGCCCUCCUAGCGUUUCUCAGACCAGCCUGUGCCACCCGGAGUGUGGGGACAAGGGCUGCGACGGCCCCAGGGCCGAUCAGUGCCUCAGCUGCGUGCACUUCAGCCUGGGCAACGCCAAGACCGGCAGGAAGUGCGUGAGCGAGUGCCCCCUGGGCUACUCGGGGACCCUCGCCCGGAGCAGCUGCAUUCCCGACUGCGAGCCGGGCACCUACUUCGACUCGGAGCUGGUCCGCUGCGGGCAGUGCCACCCCACCUGCAAGACCUGCGUGGGACUGGAAGUGUGUGCCCGCCUGCGAGGGCGUUACUACCCCGAGGCCAUGCCGGCCUGCCCCACCGCGCCUGCGGAAGGACCGUGCCGCCGGCGGUCUUUAUUAAUGGUAAUUGAUAACAGAGGGAACGGAAGGAAGAAAAAGGAACAUCACCGAUAG